AUGAUUUCCCUUCGAAGCAUCAUUCUUGCCCUCACUCUGGCUCCAUUUGCUGCAGCCUUUGCUCCUACUUUGACUUCAUCAUCAUCUUUCCAAGCCCUCAAGGGCGCCGAAAGUGAAGUUUCCUUUGGUGACUUGGACGGAAAGGACGUUCGCGUUGGAAUCAUUCGCACCCGAUGGAACGACGAACACGUUGCCAACCUAGUAAAGGGAUGCCGCGAAGCAUUGAAGGAUUGCAAUGUCAAGGACGAAAACAUUUUUGAGACUUCAGUUCCUGGAGCCUACGAACUUCCAUUAGCUGCACGAUUCUUGGCCUUGAGUGGUACUGUCGAUGCCAUUGUCACUGCUGGAGUCUUGAUCAAGGGAGAGACCCUUCACUUUGAAUACAUUUCCGAGGCCGUUUCGUCUGGUUUGAUGAGCGUCGGAUUGCAAACGUCCAUGCCUGUUGUCUAUGGUGUAUUGAACUGCCUGGACGAAGAGCAAGUCACGAAACGUAGCAGUGGGGACAAUAACCACGGAUACGACUGGGGAAAGACUGCCGUCGAAAUGGCCUUGCUGAGAAACGAAGCCUUGAAUAUAAAGACAGACGACAAGCCAACCUUGGAAGGCAUUGGAUUCAACAAGCCAGAGAAGGUGGGAGAAAAGAAGAAGGCCCCUGGAUUCUUCUAG
Molecule: messenger RNA, 666 nt
Organism: Cylindrotheca closterium
Lineage: Eukaryota; Bacillariophyta; Bacillariophyceae; Bacillariales; Bacillariaceae
Source: the annotation of a GenBank genome assembly